This is a messenger RNA of Malus domestica (apple), 447 nucleotides long. RefSeq names its product E3 ubiquitin-protein ligase ATL23-like. NCBI's taxonomy places the organism in Eukaryota, Viridiplantae, Streptophyta, Magnoliopsida, Rosales, Rosaceae. The record is from RefSeq and is a predicted model, not a curated record.
AUGCUGCUUUCGGUGUUUUUGACGAUGUUUCUGCCGUGCGUGGCGAUAAGCGCGGUGUUCGUAGUGUACGUAUGUUUGUUAUGGUACGCUACGAACGACCAGGCCGUCAACAUUGGCCUGCCUGUCAGGCAGGUUUCCGAGAAUGGGUUGUCGGCGUCAGAACUCGACAAUUUGCCUAAAAUAACGGGGAAAGAGGUGAUGGCGGAGAGGAGGGAAUGUGCGGUGUGUUUGGACGAUAUCGAGGGAGAGCAACCGGCGCGGGUGGUUCCCGGCUGUAACCACGCCUUCCAUCUGCUGUGCGCCGAUACCUGGCUUUCGAAGCACUCGUUUUGCCCCGUUUGUCGAGCAAAACUUCACCCGGUUAGGCUCGGGUUGAGGGAGGGGGAAGAUGGGAAGAUGGGUGCGCGGAGGAGGUGGAGAUGGGUGCAGAGGAGGAGGGGUUGGUGA